AUGUCUUCUGCAAACCUAUCCAGCCAGACAGGCGUGGAUGGUUCUUCCCCCGAGAAAAACGUGGAGGCUGCUCCUAGUCUUGAACAGACAUAUAUGGAAGGUGGACUGGGUCGCGAGGACGCAGUUUUCCUUGCCAGCUUUCCAGAAGAUAUGCGGACAAAAUGUAUUCGGAAGAUUGAUUGGCGCCUCUGCCCUGUGUUGAUGCUGCUUUAUCUUUUUUCAUAUAUUGAUCGAGCAAACAUUGGAAAUGCUAAAAUUGAAGGCCUGCUGCCUGAUUUGAAUAUGACAGGUAGGCAAUAUAAUGUUGCCUUGGCGAUCUUCUUUGUACCCUACGUCCUAUUUGAGGUUCCCAGUAAUGUUCUAAUUGCUAAGUUUAAUAAACCAUCAGUUUAUUUGGCAAUUUUGGUGCUUUGCUGGGGUAUUGUUGUUACCCUAACUGGGGUUGUCCAAAGCUUUGCAGGACUCUGUGUUGUGCGUGUCCUUUUAGGCAUCUUUGAAGCUGGAUUCUUUCCUGGAGCCGUGUGGCUUACUACUCAGUGGUAUCUGCCACAUGAACUUCAAACCAGGAUAGCAAUAUUCUACACUGCAAGUGCACUUUCGGGUGCAUUUUCCGGUCUUUUGGCAUUUGUCCUGGCCAAGAUGGAUGGGGUUGGUGGGUAUGCCGGCUGGAGAUGGAUUUUUAUCAUUGAAGGACUUGCAACCGUGCUCCUAGCAGGUGUCUGUUACUGGUGUCUAGUGGACUCGCCCGAGCUUUCUAGUAGAUGGCUAGAGCCCCAGGAGAUCCGAUAUCUAGCAUUGCGGAAACAAGCGCAGAGAGGACGUCUCGUGCUUGAUGACCAUGCCGGCAAAUUUGACUGGAACUCGCUCUUCAAGGUCUUUACUGACUGGCAUAUAUACUUGCAGGUCCUUAACUUCUGGUCUAAUGUUAUUCCCAAUUACGGCCUGAAGUUCACUCUUCCCCAAAUUAUGACAAACAUGGGGUACACUUCUGCGAACGCUCAGCUGCUCUCAAUUCCCCCCUAUAUAGGCGGGGCAUUAUCUGCCUAUCUCUUUGGCUUGGCUGCUGAUAAAUUAAAAUGGCGUAUGCCGAUUAUUAUUACCAGCCAAGCUUUAGUUAUUAUUGCUUUCUGCAUCCUAUUCUCACUGGCAGAAGAUAUCCGAAAUAAUAUUCCAGCCUGUUAUUUCGCCGUUGUUCUUGCUUGCAUUGGCCUAUACCCAAUUAUCCCCGGGGCCAACGCGUGGACAGCCAACAAUCUUGCAGGAGCACGGAAACAAAGCAUGGGUAUUGCAUUUGUACUUAGUAUUGCUAAUUCAGGUGGGCUUGUUGGUUCCUUUAUCUAUCUUGAGCACGAGGCCCCGAGAUAUCCUACUGGGUUUGGCAGCUCCUUUGCCUUUGCAGCGGCAGGCAUCGUGGCCAGUGUCAUUCUGGAACUGAGAUUCUGGUAUGUUAAUAAACGGAACGCAAGGACUAGCAGGGAAGAAAUUCACCAGAAAUAUACUGCUGAGGAAUUGCAACUUAUGGGGGAUCGGUCGCCGCUAUUUAAGUACAUACUGUGA
Aspergillus puulaauensis is the source of this 1557-nucleotide messenger RNA. RefSeq lists its product as uncharacterized. Gene Ontology annotation, molecular function: transmembrane transporter activity. Gene Ontology annotation, cellular component: membrane. The transcript has 5 exons. Bases 1 to 1557 code for a protein of 518 amino acids. Lineage: Eukaryota; Fungi; Ascomycota; Eurotiomycetes; Eurotiales; Aspergillaceae. Gene Ontology annotation, biological process: transmembrane transport. The record is from RefSeq and is a predicted model, not a curated record.